This is a messenger RNA of Saccoglossus kowalevskii, 455 nucleotides long. RefSeq names its product gamma-glutamyl hydrolase-like. Gene Ontology annotation, biological process: tetrahydrofolylpolyglutamate metabolic process. NCBI's taxonomy places the organism in Eukaryota, Metazoa, Hemichordata, Enteropneusta, Harrimaniidae. Gene Ontology annotation, molecular function: gamma-glutamyl-peptidase activity. Gene Ontology annotation, cellular component: vacuole. The record is from RefSeq and is a predicted model, not a curated record.
ACCGAAAGUACAUAGCAGAUUUAUUUAUGUGCCACAGCGCGUUCGUAGAACUAGUACACAUUGAAUUGAGGACAUGAACGCUGUGAAACUGACGGCACUUCUUCAACUUCUGGUUUACCAUGGAUACGUAAUAACGUCAACAUUAGCACAUGAUAAGCCAAUAAUAGGUGUGCUAUCUCAGAAGACUGAUGAAGAAAAAGCUUUCUAUGGUAACACCUACAUAGCUGCAUCUUAUGUGAAAUUCUUGGAAAGUUCUGGCGCUAGAGUUGUACCUAUACUUGUGAACCAAUCAAACUCUUACUAUCAGCAUCUCUUUAAUUCAAUCAAUGGUGCACUACUUCCUGGUGGAGAUGUUGAUAUGAAAACAUCUGGGUACGGCAAAGCUGCAAAAAUAAUUUAUGAUCUAGCAGUCCAGGUAAAUACAAUGUGAAAAAAAAGUGAACCCUACAUGCUAU